GGCCUAGAGGUCCCUGGGGUGACCCUGGAAAUGGACAAGUGAAAGGAAAGAAGGGAGACCCAGGCCCACCUGGGAAGCCUGGUUUGCCUGGUUUCAAAGGAGAACAAGGCCCACCUGGGCCCCAGGGUGAUCCUGGGCGGCUGGGGCUCAUUGGAAUGAAGGGGAAUCCUGGCAUCCAAGGUUUCCCAGGAAUCCAAGGGAUGAAAGGACCUGCUGGUGCUCCUGGUUCAGCCGGCCCUGCAGGGGAUCCAGGCCCUAGAGGUCCUUCAGGUCCCCCUGGCUUUCCUGGUCCCUCUGAGCAGGAUCUCAUAGUCAAAGGAGAUAUUGGACCUCCAGGACCACCAGGCCAGCCAGGAUUGAAAGGUCUCCCAGGGAUCCCAGGACCCCAAGGCUUACCAGGUCUGACUGGCUCACCAGGAGACCCUGGACGUAACGGACACCCUGGUGUUAAUGGCCCAGGAGGCCGCAAAGGAGACCCAGGCCCAUCAGGCCAACCAGGUAGCCGUGGAGUAGAUGGUUCCCCAGGACCAGAUGGUUUGCCAGGUCUCCCAGGUCCCCCGGGAACCCUUUCUCUGGCCCAUGGAUUUCUCGUCACACGUCAUAGCCAGACCACAGAUAUACCACAAUGCCCUCAAGAAACUGUCCAGAUCUACACAGGGUUUUCUCUCCUGUAUGUGCAAGGAAAUGAGAGGGCCCAUGGCCAAGACUUGGGGACGUCUGGCAGCUGCCUCCACCGCUUCAGCACCAUGCCUUUCAUGUUCUGUAACAUCAACAACGUAUGCAACUUUGCCUCAAGAAAUGACUACUCCUACUGGCUGUCCACUCCCAAGCCCGUGCCAAUGACCAUGGAGCCACUGAAGGGAGAAAGCAUCUUGCCAUUUAUCAGUCGGUGCUCAGUAUGUGAAGCCCCAGCAACAGUGAUUGCAAUUCACAGUCAGACCACCCAGAUCCCCCAUUGCCCACAGGGCUGGGACUCUCUUUGGAUUGGUUAUUCUUUUAUGAUGCACAUGAGUGCUGGUGCGGAAGGCUCAGGCCAGGCCCUGGCCUCCCCUGGUUCGUGUCUAGAAGAAUUCCAUCCAGCCCCCUUCAUCGAGUGCCAUGGACGGGGAACUUGCAACUACUAUGCCAACUCCUACAGCUUCUGGCUAGCAACUGUGGAGACAUCAGACAUGUUCAGUAAGCCACAACCAGAGACACUCAAAGCUGGAGACUUGAGGACACGCAUUAGUCGAUGUCAAGUUUGUAUGAAGAGGACAUAAAAUGUCGGAGAAUUUUGGGGAGGAGGAUGAAGAUUUGUUUGAAUGGAAAACUCCCAGGGUGCACUGUUUCUGCCCCACCAAUGGUGCUACUGUACACAGCCAAAAACAGGGCUACAGACUGUUACCCAUCCAGAUCCAGAUGCACCUCUGCAAAAUGCUGGAAGAGCCUUCUCCCUUGCAUGUUUGACAAAAGGAACAAAGAAAAGAAUGGACGUCUUAGACCCAGGGAAAAUGCAAAUGAAGACUGCUUUUGGCCCACAAACUAAAACGGCCCUUUUUUUAAUCAGCUAA
Molecule: messenger RNA, 1550 nt
Organism: Trichosurus vulpecula (common brushtail)
Lineage: Eukaryota; Metazoa; Chordata; Mammalia; Diprotodontia; Phalangeridae
Product: collagen alpha-5(IV) chain-like
Exons: 10
Cellular component (GO): collagen trimer
Molecular function (GO): extracellular matrix structural constituent
Source: RefSeq, a predicted model, not a curated record